AUGGGUUCAAGAAAGAAUAGGCACCACCUGAUUGUUUUUGCAGCCAUUCUGGUGGUGCUGGAGAUGUGGGCUUGUUGCGAAGCCACACUGCGGUGGCGCUUGGAUGACGAUGAUGAGGGAAUGGUGAAGAGGUACGAGGAGUGGAUAGUUGAAUAUGGACGGGUGUAUGCAAAUCAGACAGAAAAGAUGGAACGGUUUAGUGUAUUCAAAAUCAACGCUAAGUAUAUUGACUCUUUUAAUCAGGUUAAAAAUCGUACUUUUACCUUAGGGAUUAACCAAUUCGCGGAUUUAAGUAAUGAGGAAUUUCAACAAAGAAUGGGGUGCGAGAUGCCACCAACUAAUUCCGAAGUAACGCCGUUUAAGUACGAGAACGUGACUGUCCUUCCUCCCACGAUGGAUUGGCGACAAAGGGGAGCAGUGACUCCCAUCAAAAAUCAACAACAAUGUGGAUGUUGUUGGGCAUUUUCUGCGGUGGCGGCGAUAGAGGGAAUCACCAUGAUAAAAACAAGAAGACUAAUCGCCUUAUCGGAGCAACAAGUAGUAGACUGCGAGACCGUAAGCCACGGCUGCAACGGGGGGUGGAUGCACGAGGCCUUCAAGUACGUGGCCAGGAACCGAGGCGUAACCACGGGAGCCAAUUACCCCUACACCAUGAGACAGGGGCCCUGCAACCAAGCCAAGGCAGCCCAAGCCGCCGCAAGAAUCACGGGCUUCCAAUUCGUCCCGCGCAACAACGAGGCGGCGGUCAUGCAGGCCGUGGCGAACCAGCCCGUCUCCGUGGCCAUCGACGCCAUGGGCAGGCCGUUUCAGUUCUACAAAGGCGGACUUUUCAGCAUGGGGUGCACGACGAGGACGACCCACGCGGUUACGGCCGUGGGGUAUGGGGCGAUGGGGGCGCAAAAGUUUUGGCUUUUGAAGAACUCGUGGGGGCUGCAGUGGGGAGAGCAAGGGUAUAUAAGGAUGUUGAAAGAUAAUGGGCGGCCGGAAGGGAUGUGUGGCAUUGCCACACAAGCUUGUUAUCCAACUGCAUAG
Messenger RNA from Ipomoea triloba (trilobed morning glory), 1032 nucleotides. RefSeq names its product ervatamin-B-like. Gene Ontology annotation, cellular component: lysosome. The coding region runs from base 1 to 1032 and encodes 343 amino acids. NCBI's taxonomy places the organism in Eukaryota, Viridiplantae, Streptophyta, Magnoliopsida, Solanales, Convolvulaceae. Gene Ontology annotation, molecular function: cysteine-type endopeptidase activity. The record is from RefSeq and is a predicted model, not a curated record. The transcript is spliced from 2 exons.